Molecule: messenger RNA, 271 nt
Organism: Staurois parvus
Lineage: Eukaryota; Metazoa; Chordata; Amphibia; Anura; Ranidae
Source: the annotation of a GenBank genome assembly
CCAGGGGCUGGCUGACCAUUUGGAAACUCGGGCACUGCCCGAGGGCCUGGGGUCAGUAGGGGGCCCCAUGAGAUGCCCCUGGUUACUUUUUCAUAGGCUUUUUUGAGUUUGGGUAAGGACACAGGGGCCCCAUGAUCCCCUAUUGCCCAGGGGCCCCAUGAGUUGUCAGUCCGCCCCUGUGAUGCAUGCCAAUGCCCAUCAGUGCCACCUACCAGUGCCUCGUCAUCAGUGUCACCUAUCAGUGCCCAUCACUGCAGCCUCAUUAGCGCAC